Epinephelus lanceolatus (giant grouper) is the source of this 7090-nucleotide messenger RNA. It is a transcript of the gene ncam1b, whose product is annotated as neural cell adhesion molecule 1b. Gene Ontology annotation, molecular function: axon guidance receptor activity; cell-cell adhesion mediator activity. NCBI's taxonomy places the organism in Eukaryota, Metazoa, Chordata, Actinopteri, Perciformes, Serranidae. The record is from RefSeq and is a predicted model, not a curated record. Gene Ontology annotation, cellular component: plasma membrane; cell-cell junction; neuronal cell body. Gene Ontology annotation, biological process: axon guidance; synapse organization; homophilic cell-cell adhesion.
AGGCUCUGCUUGUCAGUCAGACUUUGAACAGUGCACUGGCGCUCAUCACUGCUAAUCUCCGGCCGCUGCUUGUCAUCAACGACGCUGCCACUGCUGCCGCUGCUGACAGUUACCACCGACCAGCUUUAGAAAUAUAGAUUAGGAUGAACAGUUGCUGAGAUACGGCGAGGAAACCCGAGGGCAACACAGCAGGGACCGAGCGGAGAUUAAACGUUAGUGACGCCGUUUAACAUUUACUCCGGAGUUGCAAUGGUCCAGUUGAGGGAUAUUUUCCUAGCCUUGUGUCUGGUGGGCUGUACAGUGUCACUGGAAGUGCAGAUCACACCAAGUCAUGGUGAGAUUAGUCUUGGAGAGUCCAAAUUCUUCAUGUGUGAAGUUGUAGGCGUUGCCAGGCACAUAGACUGGUUCGGACCAAGUGGGGACAGGAUAGAACCGAACAGACCAGACAUAACAGUAACCCGUAACGAUGAGUCAUCCUCCACCCUCACACUUUAUAAAGCUGGGACUGAAAAUGCAGGGACAUACAAGUGUGUCGCUACUAAUGGAGACCAGCAAGGGGAGUCAACCGUCAAAGUGAAAAUCUUUCAAAAAAUCACCUUCACAAAUGCACCCUCGCCCCAGGAGUUUACAGAGGGAGACAAUGCUGACAUUAUUUGUGACGUCGUCAGUUCCCCCCCACCUACUGUCCUCUGGAAAUAUAAAGGAGCAAGAAUACAGAUGGAAAAAGAUGUUCGCUUUAAGGUACUGAGCAACAAUCACCUUCAAAUCCGUGGCAUAAAGAAGACAGAUGAGGGCUCGUAUACCUGUGAGGGUCGCCUCAUGGCCCGCGGCGAGAUUGAUCUGCGGGUCAUCAAGGUCGUUGUGAACGUGCUCCCGACCAUCAGGGUAUGGCAGUCAGAAGUGAAUGCCACAGCAGAUGUCGGGCAGCCUGCCAUGUUGACUUGUGCUGUGGAUGGCUAUCCUGAACCCAUGGUGACAUGGACAAGGAACGAAGUGGUUCUCGAGGCAGGAGAGAAGUACAGCUUUAAUGACGAUGGCUCUGAAAUGACAUUAAUGGAUGUUACCAAACUGGAUGAGGGCGACUACACCUGCAUUGCCAGGAACAAGGCUGGGGAGAGUGAGCAGGAGCUCAGUCUGAGAGUGUUUGUCAAACCUAAGAUCACGUACAUCGUAAACCAGAGCAUUUCCGAGAUGGAGGAGCAGGUAACGCUGACUUGUGAGGCGUCAGGAGAUCCAACGCCCACCAUCAGCUGGAGCGCCGGUGAGCGCGUCUUCACCGAAGGAGAGCAGAGUCUGGAUGGAAAUGUAGUGGUGAGGAGUGAUGCUCGUGUGUCCUCCCUCACUCUGAAGUAUGUCAAGUAUACAGACGCGGGUCAGUACCUCUGUACGGCACGCAGCGCCAUUGGAGAGGAUGAUAAGCUGGCAUAUCUGGAGGUUCGCUAUGCCCCUAAGAUCCACGGUGCAGUGGCAGUGUACACAUGGGAGGGAAAUGCUGUUAAUAUCAGCUGUGAGGUCAUGGCUCAUCCCAGUGAUGUAUCUAUUAUAUGGCUGAGAGAUGGACUGCAGCUCCCCAACUCAAACACUACCAACAUCAAGAUCUUCCGGAGUCCAUCAGCCAGCUACCUGCAGAUAACCCCCGAGUCUGAAAAUGACUUUGGGAGCUAUAACUGCACUGCUUCAAAUGAGAUGGGCACCGAGGCCAAGGAGUUCCUGCUCAUUCCGGCUGAGGUGCCAUCAGCUCCAUCCAUCAGUGAGGUGAGACCCUUCUCCACCACGGCACAGAUUCAGUUCGAGGAGCCAGAAUCCACCGGAGGUGUUCCUGUCUUGAAAUACAGAGCAGAGUGGAGGGCUCAGGGCAGGGGCGGCUGGGUGCACCGAGUCUAUGACGUCCAAGAUGGCUACACCAGUGAGGCGACCAUCACAGGCCUGAAGCCAGAUACCAGCUACGAAGUGAAGUUGUCAGCCAUCAACGGCAAGGGUGAAGGUGAAAGCAGCCCCGCUGAGUUCUUCAAGACGGAGCCUGUCCGGAAUCCGAAUCCUCCUAAACUCCAAGGGGCUCUUCAACCCAAAGGCAACUCCCUCAAAGUCAGCUGGAUCAAGCAGGACGAUGGUGGCUCGCCCAUUUUACAUUAUCUUGUCCGCUUCAAACCAGUACAGGUGUCCGAGUGGAAACCAGAAAUCCGGCUGCCCAGCGUCAGCGAGUAUGUGAUUCUCAGUGGUUUGGAUUGGGACACCGAGUACAAUAUUAAUGUGGUGGCAGAGAAUCAGAAGGGCAAGUCAGAGCCAGCUACCAUGUCCUUCAGGACGGCCACAGAGCCAGAGGCCAUCCCAGUUGAAUCCCAGGGCUGUUCAUCUGUGACAUGCACUUUGGCAUCACUCAUCUUGUCCCUCAUCACUGUACUCCUGCUCUCAUAGUUUUCGUGGGGAAUUCACACCAUAACUGUAGAGGAGAACUCGCCUUUCUCUGGUCUGGCUGUCUAUCUGGACACUUUCACUCCUUAAAACAGACUUUGUCCAUGACAGACGUGUCUGUUAUGAGUGAGAAAAGGGUGCUGUGUUGCUUCAGAACAGACCAGGCAGACGUGCUGUACCAAAGGCAGUGGAAAUCCUCCGCCACCCACAGAUUCACUUUUCUCAGCAUUAGAACUGCUAGUCAUCAGCGCUAGACAACAGAGAGGACUGCCCGUUUACAGUAACGAACAAUAGUGGAAAAUUGAAAUGAGGUUGUAUUAUAAUAGAAUAGCACUUAGAACAGAAUGAAGGCUGAGUGUUUACAUAAACACUGUAUUAUAUUCUAUAAUCGCUCACAAAAUUAUACAGAUGUACUGUAAAGGUUUGUAAUAUUAAUGUUUACAUUGUUGAAAACAGAAACACCUAACGGAAAAUGUUUUUAAUAAUAAUAUUGGAAGAGUUUCACAAGCUGUAUACAGAAUUAUCACAAGAGAAGUGUUAUUUCUAUGCUGUUUACUAAGACACACAUCCAGGGACCAGAUGCAUAAGACUCUGCGUACAUCCAUGACUAAAACAGUGUGUUAGCACAAAGACAGAAAUGUGCAUACGCAUUCUACUCGUCAGACUUUUGAAUCCACAGUAUGCCAUAAGUGGAUGUCGAAAUGACGUUCACCAGCCAUUUACAUAUUGAUACUUUUAUCCCUCCACCACUCAUUAGAUCUGUCAAUGACAAAUAUGGCAAAGAAAGCACAGUACUGCCGACUGUGUUGCAUCUGUGAGGUUCUCCAACGGUGCCAGAACAGCUGUCAUUAAUCAUGGCUGUGGCUAUUUGUAGCAUCUGCGCCAGUAAUUCCUCAUGUUUCUGCAAACCAUCAUCAAAUCUUAAUCAUUAUUAUUAUUAAACGUCUGAAGGAUGAUCAACGAUCCAUUAGCGUUCAUGUUGAAACAGACUUUACAAAGUGCUUCACAAUUCAGGAUAAAAUUAACUCAUUUACAGGGAGAUGACGGCUCAAAUAUAAAUAAAAAGAAUGAUAAGAACGGUCGCUCAUAAAUAAUUUAAAGGUUCAGUGUGUAGGAUUUAAAGGGAUAUACUGGCAGAAAUGGAAUAUAAUAAGUAUGGUUUCGUAGGUGCGAACCAGUACUGGGAAUCUUUGUGCAUGGCAACACUAAAAAAACGAUGCCACGAUGGAUAUGUGUGUGACUUCGGGUGGAAUCAGUGAUAAAAUUGUAUGCAGAUUCGAAACCAGCAGCACUCUCAGAUGAAUAGUGGCAUUAAGUGCCUGUAAAUCUUGGACAAAACACCACUUUGUUGGCUGACCUGUAUCACAAAGUUUCUUUACUAGAAAAAUGGGUGUGUGUACAAGAGAGUCAUCACAAGGAAUGAUGACUCCAGCCUGCAGCAGUGAAUCAAAAAUUGGCUUGAUACCCUCCAAUGUUUCACGUUUCAACAGGUUUUGCUUCAUGCACGGCCGGAAAUGAGAUUUUGGGUGAAUAACCAGAGGUGUCACACUUUUCAUCAGGCCAGCAUCAUACUUAUGAGUGGACCAUAAUUCAGACGGCACUUGGGAUAAAUCAGCCAUGUCGACAGCUGCUGGUUGUUUCAUCAUGACGUGUGAUGUUCGUGUGUUAGGAAUGAGUUCAGCUGUUCUCUUAACUAACGCAGUAGAUAUAGAUACUGUUUUAUAUGCAUCAACCCUUUGGUUGUACAGUGUUCUGGGAUCCCAAUCGCGGGACUGAAGUCAAUCAGCUGCAUCUGAGUGCGGACCCGCCUUUCCAUAUCGUUCCAUUGCCAUUCAGUAGGCUUGGCCAGCGACACAUGGACACGGACCUUCAUACAGCUUGCUCUGAGCCUGGGACAGAGAUACAGAAACAGCAGCAGCCUCCUUUGUCCAGAAAACAUGUUGUAAAAACAGUCCUUCUACUUCCCGAUUCUCUUUACACCUUAUUGAAUGGGACAGUGUUCAGAUAACAAGGUGUCAUCGAGUGUGCAUGAUAAGGGUGUGGUGUAGGGUUCCAUCAUAGGAACACCCCCGGCACCAAUCGUUUUAAAAUAUCUGUCACUCUCUUUAGGCAUUUUGGGUAAUGCUAAUGCUUUUAGGACAGAUAACAAAGCUCCUGAAUCAACUAAAAAUAAAAUAUAAUUUCCUGCUACACAUAACAUUAGCUCCGGUAAUUUGUGUGUGUGUCACAGGUUGGUCCGUCACUAGGGUCCAUCCAGCCGCCUCCCGCUCUCCAUCUGACACAGGAUGUGCAUUUUUCUCGUCAUUUUUGUUAUUUGGAGAGUCUUUGCACUAGUGUUCUAUCAGUCCAAAGUUGUGGCAAACAUACAGAUCAGAGGGCUUCUCUUGACCACCAGGAGAACCUUUGCCACGUCCUCGGUCUCGACCUCUACCCCAGCCACCUCUACGCCCAGUCAAUGCUUGAUACAUGGUCCCUGACACAUGGGCCAUGGCUUCUAUGAUGUCCUGUUUAGAACAUGGUCUGAAUACACUGGGCCUGCUUGACCUGGUGCUUCCAUCAUAAACAUUUCCACGACUGGGUUACGGGAGUAGGAGCCAAAAAGUUGCAUGUUCUGAAGUUCUUUCUCUUUUAGUCUGUCUGAUUCUCGUAGAGGUUCUGUCUUUGGUGGCUGCUCAGGUUUUGUUUUUGGUCUGGCAUCAGGCAGUGAUUGUGGUGCUGUAUGUGAGGUUCUAUCAGUAGUCAAGUGUUUUGUCUGCACUGCUACUCCUUCAUGAUCGGGGACUAGACUGGAGCAUAUGGAGGAGGAGCGGAGUCCAGAUGGGGUCCAGCUGGAACGGGUUUCAUGAUUUGCGUACCUGUCAAAGACAGAUACAAUGUGUUAGAUUGUUCUUAUGAAUUAUCAGUUUGGUUUUUAUGCUCUCUCUCUUUAGCUUUAUUUUCUUUUUCUUUCUCUUAAUUCUGCUGCUCCUCUCCACGCAGUGUACGCCUUCUUACACCUUUGCCUUGAAUGGUUUAAUUUUUUCCAUGCCGUUUUCUGGACCUGGCUGCUCGCUCCUCUGCGUCUGCCUUUUCCUUUGCCUCCAAACAUGUCCUGAGCUGGUGCAAUCGAUGUAGGCUAAAGCUUCCUGAUGGUGGGAAGCCCAUUUCAACCCAUUUAUCAGACUGCGCCAUAGAGACUUUGUCUUUUUCAGUCAUUGGAGGACCCAUCUCUGAUUAAUUUGUCCCUUGUAUAUGCAGAAUAUACUGGUCCACUUGUUUGGUGGAUACACCAGAAAUCCUCAAAUACUACAAAAUUAAUAAAGACAUGUCUGUCGACACGUACUUGUGUAAGAUUAUACUGCUUUACAAUCUUAAGUAACUCUGUGAACUCUAAAAACUAAGAUUUAUUUAUUCACUUCUCACCAUGUAAGUUCUUUAUCCCUGAUAUUGCAGGAUUGGUACAUUGACCAGGGCUCCGCCGUGGACAGCCUCUUACCCACAGGGAGGAAUCUAUCUAUGUAGAUCGUCCUCUGUUUCCAGCGGAGUCCUGAUCAGUCGUCCAAUCCCUGACGAGCCCCCAGGUUGUGGUGGCAGAAGGGAACAAAUAAACAGUGAAACGAUCAAGUUGUCUUUCAUGUAAAAUAAAAUGAUAGAACAGAAUAAUAAGGGUUAUACCAGAGUCAAUCUUAUUUCAGCUGAAAGGUCAGAGCUCCGACACCUGGAGUAUCCUCCCCAGGUCUGACAAUGAAUCACAGAUGAAGUCUUUUUAUCUUAUUUAAACGUAAAAGAGCAGGGAGGCAAACGGGUGGCCUCCGCUCUGCUGAUACCCAUCAUGGGAACAGCUGCGAAGCAAGUUUCUCACUCACAAAUUAAAUCUCUUCAAGGACACAGUUCACUUUAGGUAUAAUGAAGGCUUAGACACAGAAAGGAAGGAGAAUAUUACAUGUCUAUAUAUGGCAAUGACUGAUUUUGUUCCUACACCAAGGAGUUCACGCUUGGCACAUUGGAGAAGUUUCAGCUGGUAGCAAUCAUCCUACACACUGCUCCUUUAAAAUGAACUUAAUAAAUGCGCCUUUGAUUGACAUUUCACAGAAUGCUGUGCCGCCUGCAAAAAUAAAGACACAAUCAGUGAAACUGGCAGACAACCUUAAAACAAUAAUACCUGUCUGUCAACUUAAAUUCAGCCUUCUCCUUAUCAUAUCACCUGCAGCUAUCUCAGCUCAACGCGUGCUUACACCUGGUCUCAGGAAUGUGUGAGCUGCGCACAUUCUCACUGCACAUUCUUCGUUUAUACAUAACGAUUUAUGCGUAGCAAAGGGAGGAUGCAGAGUUUUUGUGCUUACGCAUUGUUUAUACAUCUGGCCGCUGGUGUUUUUAAUGCAUGUAAUGUGUAUCAAAUAUUCAAAAUUACCUGUUUUUAUACAUUUCUAUUGAAGAGUACUCAGCUGCAUUUUAUUCUCUAUCAGAUUUUGAUUAAUUAUUGGUAUCUAAAGAGUAAAAUGUAUCUAGAAACACUGAGGUAAUUUUAGAGUUCACUCUACACAAACUGUGAAGCUACAUCAAAGCCUUUUGUGCUGUUUUCAAAAGUCUCACGUUUAUUUUGGUCCAUAAAAUAUCCUGCAUUUCUGGGUAACUAGCAACGCAGUGUAUGCUUUGGUUUGCUCUUCUUUCUAAUACCAAAUAAAUGGGUUGAAUAUAA